This is a messenger RNA of Cucumis sativus (cucumber), 2162 nucleotides long. RefSeq lists its product as uncharacterized. NCBI's taxonomy places the organism in Eukaryota, Viridiplantae, Streptophyta, Magnoliopsida, Cucurbitales, Cucurbitaceae. The record is from RefSeq and is a predicted model, not a curated record. The transcript has 2 exons. Bases 1168 to 1746 code for a protein of 192 amino acids.
AGACUUCAAUUGAAUAGAAAAUGACAUAAGUGAAAAACUUAGACAAAAAUAUCAACAACAAAAAAAUUGUUUUCAAUAAUGCAUUUAUUUUAACCAAUGUUGUAAAGGGAGUUAGUGUAAGUAAUUUGGUCAUAAUCUCCUCUCAUAUCAUUUUCAAGCUAAGUAUACAAUUGAGAAGACCAAAUCUAAACUUUUAGAUAGUGGCCAUUUUUAAUAAAUAAUAAAUAAAACCAUUCUCCAAAAUUAAAAAAAUUGCAUUAUCAAUAAUAAUAAUAAAAAAAAAAAAAACUAACCUCAAUCCACCCAUUCAUUGAUUAAAGUAAUAUGUAUACAUUUUCUAUAUUUGAUAUUACUUAACAUACCAAAUAAAACCUUUUAUGAUGUCAUUUGAAAGGUUUGCUUUCUCUCAUAUAAUAAUUAUAUCCAAGUAAAAUAGGAGAUGAAAUGUAAGAUACCACCGUGGGUUGCAAAAAAAAAAACUAUGGAUUGUCAUCAAGGAUAUGCAUUAUUAGAUAUAAUAUAAAAAUCUUCCAAGUUGAUUUUUGUAAAGUAAAAAUUAUACCAAAUACUCCAUCUAAACGUAGGACUUAUAAUUAACGACCAUCAAUUUUAUGUCCUAUCAACUAUGUACUAUGCUUUUUUUAAUGAAAGUAAACCAUAUUCUUUUUUAAUAAUCACAUUUAGUGAAUAAUUAGAGUUAUCUUUAUAAAGUUUGGGGUGUGAUGUGCAACAAAAGACAUGAAAGAAUGUAAAAUCUGUCAAGUCUUUAAGGAGCAAAGUAGGGAAAGAUGUUGACAUUAAUUAGUUUUCAUCUUUCAAAGAUCCAAAAAGAGAGAUGGUGACUCAGAUUUGGAUGUCUUCAAUUUUAGACCUUAUCCUUAAUAUUUUUUUUCUUGUAAUAUGAGAAACCAAAUCAAUUUGCAACCAUAUAUACACUUUACACUAUCACCCAAAAUUCUUAUCAUCAUUAAAUAUAUAUAUGUGUACACAUUUAUUUAUGUGUCUAUUGUGAUCCUACUCAUCCUAUUUAUUAAAAUAAUUCAAACCCAUCAAAAAGAAACAUUUUUUGGUCAAUACCCCUACACUUCUUGUUGCUUCUAUUUUUAAACUUCAUCCCUUCAUUCCUUUACUUCUUCAAGGUUUCUUUAAAUUUUAUUUCCUUUAGACAUGGAAGGCAAAGAAAAGAUUCUUGAAGAUUUUGAAGCCAUGGAUCAGUUUAGGAAACUCAAUUGGGUGAUCAUGGAAACUAGAGAAGAUGAAGUUUUGGAAGAAGCUUCAACUUCUUCCACCAUUGAUUCUUCUUCGAUGAAUUCCAUUGAAUCUUCUGCAUCAGAGUUGUUAGAAGAUGCAUCGUCGUCUUCCUUAACGUCGAACUCUUCGUCGUCAUUGUCGCUGUCGCCAUCGGAUGACGGACCUCUCUAUGAACUCUCAGAGCUCAUGGCCAAUCUGCCUAUCAAGAGAGGGUUAUCAAAAUUCUACAAUGGAAAAUCACAAUCAUUUACAUCUCUAGCAAGUGUAAAGAGCUUGGAAGAUCUUGCAAAGAGAAUGAAUCAUAACAAUAAUUAUAAUUCUCAGAGGAAGAAGAUUAAGUGUUGUAAAAGCUAUGGAGGAAGUUUGGAAUCUCAAAAAUCUUCUAAUUAUUAUUCUCCAAAGCCUUUGAUUGCUAAAAAAGUUUCAAGGCCUUCUUCUUUGCUAUCUUCUGUUUGUACCAAGAGAAGUAAUAGGUUAUUUGAUGCCCAUUGCUAAUGCAUCUUCUUCCCCCCCACACUCAUGUUUAAAGGGUUAGAGGGUUAAGGCUAUUUCUAUCUUUUUUUGUCCAAUGAUUUUGAGGCCAAAGUGGUUCGCUAGUUUUUGUGGAAGAGUGUAUUUUUUUUUCAAAUCAAAGCGAUAAUGGUUGAAUCUCAGUAUGUUGCAUAUUUAGAUCGUCUUUGAUUCUACCCAUAUCAGCAAGACAUUAGUGUAUUUGAAAUAAUGGCUCUAUGGCUAAAAAAAGAAAGAUGGAGAGACUAAUUCAUACCCAUUAUUUAUUUCAGGGUGUGAAUUGUGUGUCCAAAUUUGUUUCUAUAUAAAUGCGUAAUUGCCUUUGAAUUUUUUUAUUGAAAGAAACGACUAUAUAUGUAAAAUACUGAUAUAACUUUCUUAAAUGAAGUUUGAUUUGUGUC